This is a messenger RNA of Prorocentrum cordatum, 948 nucleotides long. Lineage: Eukaryota; Dinophyceae; Prorocentrales; Prorocentraceae. The record is from the annotation of a GenBank genome assembly.
GCGCCCGCCGCCGCGGAGGCGUCGGCCGUGGAGGGCGUGGCCACCGAGGCGCGCGCCGCCACGGAGGACGCCCGCGAGGCGGCCGCUGCUGACGGCUCCGGAGGUGCCACCGCCAACGCCUCGGGGAACGCCUCGGAGGUGCAGGCCGAAGAGAACCAGAGCAGGGCCAACCUGUCCACGUACUUCGACCCCAAGCUGAUGGCCAUCUUCCGUGAGAAGCAGGCGCACCUGAAGGAGACGAUGAAGGAUUUCAUGGUGUCGAAGAAGGAGCUGGACGUGGCCAAGCUGGCCGCGAACCUGGCGAUGAAGAAGCUGAGGCUGGCGACCGAGAAGCGGAGGAAGAUCUUGAUGGGCGAGAGGAUGGCCGAGGCCGAGGAGCGUCGGGCGAUCAAGGAGAACCGGCGACAGGCCAAGACGGACAUGAUGGCGCGCGCGGAGCAUCUGCUGGAGGACUCUUUGGGUGGCCUGGCGGGCGUCAACAUGAGCUAUAUGGUAGACGUCGUCCUGGCCCUGCCGGAGGCGCUGCAGGACGAGGAGUUCGUGGAGGAUUUCCGCAACGUGACAAAGAGGGUGGAUGUGAAUGUCCGGAAGUUUCUGGACCAGACGCAGCAGAAGACCACCCAGUUCGUCAAAGACAGCACCUCCGCCUCCGACGUGGAGUUGCGCUUCAUCAUGGCGAAGUUCUUCCACGAGUCUGGCUUCCGCCUCCGAGGGCUCCAUCAGGACAGCCUGAAGGCCAUCCAGAUGCUCAGGCGCACGGUGCCGGAGGACUUGGAGAGGGCGCUCUUCCCGUUCCUCGGGCAGCUGAACGCCAACACGGUCCGCCUCAGGAUCAAUGCCACCAGCCUGGCCACCGCCACCCCGAAGGAGGCGUGCGACCAGAUCACCCAGAUCAUGGCCAACGUCAGCGAUUAUCGAAGACCAAGCUCGAGACUAUCGGCAAGGUGA